Molecule: messenger RNA, 2329 nt
Organism: Passer domesticus (house sparrow)
Lineage: Eukaryota; Metazoa; Chordata; Aves; Passeriformes; Passeridae
Gene: SMLR1
Product: small leucine rich protein 1
Exons: 3
Coding region: 1945-2178 (77 amino acids)
Source: RefSeq, a predicted model, not a curated record
GACCUCCUUUCCAUGGCAUUUGUCCUGCUUCAAUAUGGAAACUUGCAUUACACGUCAGCCACACUGAGCAGCCACCAGCCAAGUUUUUUUCCUCACUGCGGAGACCAGUGCUGGCAGCUGCCAUUUCACAAGGAGAUUGUGCAAAUGUGGAGAGUUGAGAAUUUUCUUAUUCUUCCUCAGCAAAAAUUAACCACUUUCAAUCCACCAAGCGCCUGAAACCAUCAGAGGCAGGGUGUGACAAGCAAGUCAAUCUACUUACUUCACCUCACCUAACUCAUAUUUGACAGAAAGAAAUUGUGUCACAGGCACACAAAGUAACCCAAUUUUAAAACAUCCAAGUAUUUUGCCCUUGAAUGCAGGUAUUUAGUGCCCAUAAAUGUCAUUAUGGUCCAUACCAGGUGUAUCAAAGAGAAGUAUCCCCCAGAUCAUUUUGUAAUGUCACAGUGCUUGGAAUUCAGUCACAGAAUUCAAAGAGCUCUCUGACUACUCAUGAUAUUUUUGUAUAAGGACAUCAGUUAGGGAGGAAUUUAAAAAAUGUGCCAGAAGCAUGUUCAUCAAUUACUGCAACUGUUUUGCAAACCCGAACAAUAACAAUCACAAUAGUCUAAAAAAAACAGAAUUAACUUUUCAUGCACAAAGAAAAAAAGCCUAAGGAAUUUAUUGAUCACAGCUGACAGGUAUCUAUUCAAGGAAGGAAUUAUUUGGCAACAGAUGGGUCUGUAAUAAUAUUAAUAUCUUCACCAUCUGGCUUUUAAUCCAUUCUUUUCAUCAGUAGAUCAUAAAGCACUUCAUGAAUGAGGUCAAACAUCUUGUAGACAAAGGCAGAAUAAGAUACAACGAAGCUGAAGCUGAACAAGGAUAAGCAAGAAAUAAGACACAUUCCAUUUGCUCUUUUACCAGUUACAACAGCAGGUAAUUAAUAAAACAAGGAAUUCUCCUUGUUUUGUUAAUUAUCUGCUGUUUUCUAAACAUUAUAUUGUCCAUCACUUGUUAAAAAGAUAUCAAAUAUCUUACAGUACCUCAAAUAUCUUACAGUUCAAAAAACUUCAAAUGGUUUUUAGGUGAGGUUGUUUGCCUCUUGAAAACAAUAGAUGAAGAAAACAAGGUGAACACAGAAAUACCUCUUUGUCUUGAAAGUCUAAAAAUGUACUGCAUUUCCCCUUGGUUCCAGCCUACCCACCUACCCAAUUAGUGAAGCAAACCUUGUACAGUCUUUCUGGAUGCUUGGACAGAACUGCUUACAAUAUGGUUACAAAUCUGAAGGUGUAGAGGACUACAAAACGACUAAUCAUCUUUAAAAAAAUUGAUUAAGAAGAUCAAUGCACAGUUUUGCCAUAGGCUGGUGAUCAGAUGGGAAAAACAGAACUACUUGAACAUUUAAAAGGUUUUUGAAUUCCCUGGCACAUCUGCCCCCCCAAAAAUCAUACAUUUUCAACUUCACUAAGAAAGAAACCUUCCUGAGUUUCACUGCUCUGCAGCUGAUCUUUGGAAAGAAUGCUGUUGGCAUCACAUCACCACAGCUUCUUGCCUCACUGGUUUGGUCUGAAAACUCUUCAGAGAUGAGACCACACGUGUGCCUAUCUAGAAGAAGGUGCUUAUUAUUCAGAAUGGCCUGCACAGUGUUAGCAGAUGACAGAACCCACACUGCACAAAAGGCAGCAGCAGCCUCACAUAUUGAGCCCUGCCUAGCCCAACAUCCAAAGGUUUCAAAGUUCUAUGUUACUUCAACACAUACUUUUAAACUUUGUUGUUGAGUAACUUUGUGAGUGAACUCCAGCACUACUGGGAUCACAGACGCACACAAACAAACCAAAGUCCAAAAAGAGAUAAUGGCCUGAGCAAAGGGCAGAAUGCCCAUCAGGGAAAAAAGGAAGAAAGCAGAAUAAAUAAGGUCCAAACUUGGAAACCUUAAGGAUCUGUCUUGGCACAGUUUCCAAGAGGAAAAUGACCGCAGGUUACGUAUUGUCAGUGUUUGUGAGGGAGCUACCUGCUUCUGUUCUCUUUGCUGGGAUCUUUAUGCCCGUGACUUUACUCCUGCUGCUGCUAAUUGUCUACUUCAGGAUCAAACUAAGAGAAGCUGAGACUGUCAGAGACCAACCUACUGUUUUGGCCUCCAGCCAACUUACACAAAACAUCCUGAGCAGCUCUCCCUGUACAAGCAAGUGGAGCCAGCUUUAGCUUAAGACCAUCAGUUGAGGAGGAAAUAGUCAUGGCACAAGAUUCUAGGAACACCUUCAUGAAUCACCGUGGCCCGUGGAAGAAACCCAGGAGAUCCGGACAAAAAGAGAACAGAUACAGGAACUCGAGGACAUUUAAGGGAGCUUCACGU